UUCCCAAUGUUGCUCAUGUAUCCCUUGAGAAGCAUGGACUAAGUCUUCCUCUUGACUUAAGCAGUAACUUGGAUGUUUCAGCCCUGUUCACUGGGGAGGCUGUCCGCUAUAGCAAACAGACCAGUCAGGAGAACCAGAUUAUUAGAUGUCAUCUUUCCAAAGCAGGAAUGGAUGGCAGAGUAGCUCCGGUGGUCCCAGGAACACUGAAAAUUGAGAGGAAAUCAAAAUUGGAAGAGAGAUCCUCAUCUUUACUUGGUAAAAAGAAGGAGAAGGAGAAAAAAGAGAGGAAGGAGAAAGAUCUGAAGUCAAAACAGAAGAAGAAGAAAAAGAAAAAGAAGAAAUCAAAGCAGCAUGAUUACUCUGACUUUGAGGAUAGCUCUCUUGACUACUUCGAUAGGUGCUCCUCCCCCUUCACUCGGUCUUCUGGCAGCUCGCUGACGCUCCGCAGCACAACAACCGAGAAGAGCACGUCCUAUCAGUACCCGAGGGCUAUUUUAUCUGUCGAUCUCAGCGGUGAAAACCUUUCUGAUAUGGAGUUUCUGGAUGACUCUUCCACCGAGAGCUUGCUGUUGAGUGGCGAUGAAUAUAAUCAGGAUUUUGAUUCGACCAACUUUGAAGAGUCCCAGGACGAAGAGGACGCUUUGAACGAAAUAGUCAGGUGUAUCUGCGAAAUGGAUGAGGAAAAUGGCUUCAUGAUUCAG
Messenger RNA from Protobothrops mucrosquamatus (brown spotted pit viper), 701 nucleotides. RefSeq names its product PHD finger protein 20-like protein 1. The annotation marks the transcript as partial. Gene Ontology annotation, cellular component: NSL complex. The record is from RefSeq and is a predicted model, not a curated record. Lineage: Eukaryota; Metazoa; Chordata; Lepidosauria; Squamata; Viperidae. The transcript is spliced from 5 exons. Gene Ontology annotation, biological process: regulation of transcription by RNA polymerase II.